AUGCCUCCGAACGCCAAUCAACGCCCGAGUGGACCCUAUUCACACCACUCGCACGCAUACGGCGGUCAAUAUGACGGAGCAAGCAGCAACAUAGACGGGCCACGCGAGGCUGUUAUGGGCAGCAACUCCCGACAUCAUUCACAGGGCGUUGUCGCAUCACACUUCCUGGCCCUGGACCGCGAAACAUGGAUGGACUUCCUGAGAGACGGUACCGAAUCCACUGCCAACCAGCAACCACCGACUGCACAUAGCAACCCCGCUGCCGCCACCGAACCUCGCUCGAACCCUUCCCCGUCACGAUACACCCUCCCAAACCGCCCCUCGCAACGCACCGACUCGUCCUCCUCCCGCAGCUCAGACCGCAAGCGACGUCUCACAACCGCCGACUCGCCCAUGAGGCGGCCGUCGAGCAUACGCAUGCACUCGGAAAGCGCGGGCGACUCAAGUGCGGAUCCCAUCUUGGUGGACUCGUCGCCUGCUUCCGUCCGCGCAUUACCUCCCACUCCGCCCGUCACAUCACAAGCGAACACAGGCACCAUGAGGAGACAAAGUGAUAUUGUGCUGCCGCCAUGGCAGCCGGACAACGAAGUCUCACAGUGUCCGGUGUGCAAGAAGCCCUUUACAUUCUUACUUAGGAGGCAUCAUUGCAGGAAAUGCGGGAGAGUCGUGUGCGCUUCAUGCUCGCCACAUCGCAUUACUAUUCCACGCCAGUUCAUCGUGCAUCCGCCGUCUGAAAGUAUAGCAAACUUCGUCGAUUUGACAGGAGAAGACGAGAGCGCCAUGUCAACUUUCGGCCCGUUCCGCAACCCAGCGCUAGGCGGAGGCGAGGAAGUCCGCGUAUGCAAUCCUUGUGUACCUGAUCCAAACUUCAGCCCACCUCCACGAUACGAUUCACUCGGUCAUGGCUCUCGGCCCAUCCCACCCCGAUCUUCACAGGUCCCACCUCCACCACCCCCACAUCCUCGCGCACACAGAUCGUCGUCAAGCGUACACGAUGCUUCACGCGGUGCAGGCCAGAGCCAUGCAUAUGGCAUACGCGACCCCACAAAUGAGAGCAAUCAAAGUAGGAGAGUGAGCUAUCAUGCGGGCUCGCACAUGGGAGAGCGGCGGCUGCCACCUCUCCCGCCAUCUGCUAUCGAGCAGCAACACCCACAUCACCGCGCACCUCUCAUUUCCCAGACCGUAGCUAACAACCGGGCCCGCAACGCCCAAAAUCGUGUAAACUUCGGGUACGGAUCCUUUUCGGGGACCAGUCCUUUCAGCCAAGCCAUGUCAACCCCUGUACCGCCUCCACUUCAACCUCAGAAUGCCCAGCCAACCCGGCCUCGCCGCCAAAUCCCCGAAGAAGACGAAUGUCCCAUUUGUGGCGAAGAGCUUCCUCCCAAGGGCCCUGACAACGACGAUUCAGACCGCACCCAGCACAUUGAAGAAUGCAUCGCCCUACACUCCGCUUCUCCAGGCCCAACAGCCGCAUUAACGCCGCAAACAUCUGCCAGCCUGCCCACUCAACGCACCCGCGGUAUGAGCAGUGCAGGUAAUGGUGAAGGCGCCAGUAACGCAAAUCGAAUGAGCCAUGCUGCGCGUGGAAUGUUUCCGUACGUCGCGACUGAGAAGGAUUGUGUUGAUGAAGAGGGCAGACAGGCCGAGUGCACGAUUUGUCUGGAAGACUUUGAAUCUGGGGACAAGAUGGCUAGGUUGGUUUGCUGGUGCAAGUUCCAUGAGACUUGUAUCAAGGAGUGGUGGGACAAGAAAGGCCGGGGUGCUUGCCCCACGCACCAGUUGCAGGAGUAG
Alternaria arbusti is the source of this 1791-nucleotide messenger RNA. RefSeq lists its product as uncharacterized. The record is from RefSeq and is a predicted model, not a curated record. NCBI's taxonomy places the organism in Eukaryota, Fungi, Ascomycota, Dothideomycetes, Pleosporales, Pleosporaceae. The coding region runs from base 1 to 1791 and encodes 596 amino acids. The transcript is spliced from 3 exons. Gene Ontology annotation, molecular function: metal ion binding.